UCAGACCAGAAGAAUCAUACUCAUAUUCCCCGCCAAAAGAUCCAAUCCAACUUCCUCUCUAUCCCAAAAAAUCAGGGAAAUGUCGAAACGAAAGCCCACCAGAGCCCCGGCCACCGACGAUCCACCGCACCUGCAACCAGGCUCCCAAAUUGAGAUAAGUUCCAACGACCCUGGGUUCCGAGGUUCAUGGUACACCGGCGUAGUAAUCAAGCGUACUCCUUCUAAGAAACCCAACAACAAAUUCGUUGUCGAGUACACCCAUCUUUUCGAAGACGAGGCGGGUACUAAACCCUUGAGGGAGACCGCUGAUGCUGUGGAUUUACGCCCUCCGGCCCCUCGAGAAAAGGUCAGGAAAUUCAAGUUUAGUGAAGAGGUGGAUGCCUUUCAUAAUGAUGGGUGGUGGGAAGGGGUGAUUACUAAGGAGUUGGAGAAUGGGAGGUUUCAUGUUUACUUUAAGAGGUCCAAAGAGCAAUUGGAGUUUGGUGAGGACCAUUUGAGGCUUCAUAGGGAGUGGAUUGAAGGGACUUGGACUCCACCCCUGCAGGAAGAUAAGCAAGUGAAAGAGUCCAACGAAGCAGUGACUGAAGGAAAGAUGGAAUAUGACAAAGUUGUUGCCCGAGGGAAGCUAGAGAGUGAUAAUACAGGAAGCAAAAAGAAGGAUGAUAACUCAGCAAGCAAAAAGAAGUUAAAGCCUGAUUUGGCUGAGCUAGAGUGUGAUAAUACAGCAAGCAAAAAGAAGGGUGAUAAUACAACAAGCAAAAAGAAGUUAAAGUCUGAUUUGGCUGAGCUACAGUGCGAUAAUACAGCAAGCAAAAAGAAGGGUGAUAAUACAAAGAGCAAAAAGAAGUUAAAGUCUGAUUUAGCUGCGAAUGGGAGGAAAUUCGAGUCUAACAAGAUAACAAAGUAUCGCGAGGGGGAAUGUGUUGAAGUGACCAGUGAUGAAGAUGGUUUUGAAGGUGCUUGGUUUACCGGAACUAUUGUUAAAGCAGUGGGGAAGCACAGGUACCUAGUUCAGUACGAUUGCUUGAGAACUGACGAUGACACUGAUUUCUUAAAAGAGGAGUUUGAUGCCCUGCACAUUAGGCCUUGUCCACCCGAAAUUUUUAUGGCCGAUGCGUUCCAAAAGCUUGAUGAAGUUGAUGCUUUCUACCUUGAUGGCUGGUGGGUGGGUGUGAUUUCUAAGGUUAUUAAUUCUGUUUCCGAGACAAAAUAUGAAGUCUAUUUCAAAGCUACCCAGGAGGAAAUGAAGUUUAAACAUGCCGAGUUAAGGAUGCAUCAGGACUGGAUUAACGAGAAAUGGGUUACUGCUUCUAAGGCAUUGAAGUCUUAGUUACUGCAGAAGGAGAGGUAACAAUACUCCGGCUUGGGGCGUUUUACGAUGCAAUCAAAGUAAAGCCAAAUCUUUUCUGGUUUGCAGCUGUUGUAUUUGGAGCUGGUGGUUGCUUGUGUAACCAAUUUUAGGCAUGUAUAGGCAUUUUUUUUAGA
Hibiscus syriacus is the source of this 1485-nucleotide messenger RNA. RefSeq names its product protein AGENET DOMAIN (AGD)-CONTAINING P1-like. NCBI's taxonomy places the organism in Eukaryota, Viridiplantae, Streptophyta, Magnoliopsida, Malvales, Malvaceae. The coding region runs from base 80 to 1330 and encodes 416 amino acids. The transcript is spliced from 3 exons. The record is from RefSeq and is a predicted model, not a curated record.